AUGAAGGUCUUUACGCAUGUGAGCGAGGAGACCGAGAUGACGACGAAGCGACGUAAGCGGCAUACGCCGGAGCAGAUUGUUCGUAAGUUGCGAGACGCGGACGCGAUGCUCAAUGCUGGGAAGGACCAGGCUGCUGUAUUGCAGGCCCUGGAAGUGAGCGAAGCCACGUAUCUGUGUUGGCGAAACCAGUACGGUGGGAUGAAGGCCGAGGAGGCGAAGCGGCUGAAGCAACUGGAAGACGAGAACAGGCGGCUGAAGGAGUUAGUGGCCGAGAAAGAACUCGACAUCAAGAUGCUGAAGCAUAUCGCGGAGGGAAACUGGGCGUGUCAGGUGACUGAUCAGCCACGCAGCUCUCAGCGUUACCAGCCGCAGUCUCGUGAUGACGAAGCGGCUUUGGUGAAGCGGAUGCGUGAACUGGCCGCCGCUCGACCGCGUUUCGGUUAUCGUCGGAUUGCCGUGCUAUUGCGUCGCGAAGACUGGGAGGCCAGCAACACGCGGGUGCUGCGGCUAUGGCGUCGCGAAGGGCUGAAAGUGCCACAGAAACGCCGUAAGAAACGCUACUUGGGCGACAGCAGCCAAGCCUGUCACAUUCAGCGAGCCGAACAUAAAGACCACGUGUGGUGUUGGGACUUUGUGUUCGAUCGCACGGAGGCCGGCAGCCCGUUGAAGUGGCUAUCGAUCGUCGACGAGUACACGCGGGAGUGUUUGGCUUUGAAAGUCGACCGCAGCAUCACCAGCGAAGAUGUGAUCGACUCGUUGGCCGAGCUGUUCGCGAUGCGGGGCGUGCCCGGUGCGAUUCGCUCGGACAACGGCCCGGAGUUUGUAGCUGGUGCAAUCCGGCGAUGGCUAAAGCAAGUCGAUGUCGAAACGCACUACGUCGCGCCGGGCAGUCCAUGGGAGAAUGGUUACGCGGAGAGCUUUCACAGUCGGCUUCGCGAUGAGUUCUUGGAGAUGGAAAUGUUCGAGAGUUUGGCCGCGGCACGGAAGCUGACCACGGCCUGGAGAAAGGAUUACAACGACGUGAGGCCGCACAGUUCGCUGGGGUAUGCCACCCCGUCCGAAUUCGCGACCCGCUGUCGCGACGAACUUUACGAGCGCCUUAAAUCUGAGCUCGAACGCCAUGAGCGAGCUGAGGAGCGGUUUUUCUACGUACCGCUGAUGGAGCAAGACUUAACGCAGGAGAAGGCUCGGCACAGCGUAGCUGAGCACCAUGAAAUUGAUGAACUUCUGGAAGAGUUGGAAGAAACCGAUCGCAGUUCAUCAGGUUGGCUCGCUACCGCCAAGAAACUAGGCGAGCGAUUAAUUCAUCAUCUCGACGAAGAGGAACAUGAAGUCUUUCAACUUGCUGGAAAGGCGAUGUCUGAGGCUGAGACAGAAUCGCUAGCUACAGAAUACCGGAAAGCCAUGGAAUACUCGGAGGAGUAG
Cladocopium goreaui is the source of this 1425-nucleotide messenger RNA. The record is from the annotation of a GenBank genome assembly. NCBI's taxonomy places the organism in Eukaryota, Dinophyceae, Suessiales, Symbiodiniaceae.